CACACACACACACACAGACACACACACACACACACAGACACACACACCUCAGCGCAAAGCCCCGCCCCUCUCUGGCUGCUGACACACUCCCAGAGGCAGGCUAUACAACCCGUGGGCUGGCUGCCUUCCCCUUCAGUAUCAGCCUCUCCGCGUCUGUGAGAGCAACACACACGCCGACAGAGACAGUCAACCAGCCAGCCGGAGAGCCAAAGAGGCUCAGCUUGGAUUACAACAGGAGCGUCACAGAGGGAUAUAUAACACGCUUCCACUGAGAGACACGCACACACGCACGCACACAGACACACACAAGUACACAGAAGCAGUAGAAGCAGCGGAGACACAGAGAAGCCACCAUGGGGACCAGCAUGUCAUGUGUUCCUCAGCACAACUUCAGGUUUUCCAGUAAGAGCUUCAUCCGCAGGAACAGCAGCAAGCUGUUCCGCAAGAAGAACCCUGAGGUGGGCCAGGAGAAAUCCAACAGCAUCAUCAACAUCCUCUGUACAGUAACUCCCCGCAAGGAGAUGUCACCGAAGGACCUCCAGACGAUAGACAAUAUAAAAUGGGAUCCCCCGUUCCCCUACGACCCCGCCAGCGGCUGGAAGAAGAGCAGCAUCAACGUGAAGAACUAUGGUCGCAUGAUCCACAGCUCCAGAGUGCGCUUCCGGUUCCUUCACUGCCAGGAUGUGCAUGAUUGCUUCCUGGACCUCUUUCAGACUCACCUACAUUUUGUGUCCAACAGCGGCAGCGGACUCACCUACCAGGGGACUCUCCCACUGAAGGAGCUCACCCUGCGCAAAGUACAGAGUCACAGCAGCUACAACGAACCACAGGAAUUCGCAUUCCAGAUAAAUGGUGUCAGCCUCAACCCCAUCAUCGUGUAUUGCGCCAACCAGAAGGAGAUGGACAACUGGUUUGGGCUACUGAAAAACCAGAUUGAGGCUAACGGAGGAACCGCUAUCACGACUGAGACCUACUCAGACUUCAAGACCCAGACGGAGGAAGAUUACGGCGAAGGGAGAGAGGAGCUCAGGAACUCCAUCAGCAACGAACCCAUCUACGAGUGGGAGGGCUCCCAGAGAGAGAGCCUUGGGCCCAUCGUCUAUGUGACCAAAGUCAAGAUCCAGCACCUGCCUUGCCAGGACAAGAGUGACCGACUCCUGGUCAUGUACCCUGACACACUUAUCUUCCUGUCUGGGGAAAACAACCGGCUCUUCUACAAGGGGAAACUUUCCCUGAACAUGAUCACGGUCACCACACCCUGUCAAGAGGUCAAGCCCAACACAUUCAUGAUCGAAGGCAAGCUCAUCAACCCCAUCAUCGUCUCAUGCCCGGACAAGACAGAGUUUCAUGACUGGAUCGAGCAUUUCAAAUCGGCAGAUGUGCCCAUCCUUAGCCCCCCUCCCCCCGUCUAUGACAUCAUCUACACUCCAACCCAGAGAGAGGCUCCAGACUUCGACAGGUGGAGCAACACAAGCCACAGCCGUGGCCCGACCGAGGCGCUGAGGCUGUCGCACAGCGGCCGCGGCUCCCACGAGCUGCCCUUUCCCAGCGGAGAGGAUAAUCCCCUGUCCCCCGGUUACACGGAGCCCCUCUGUUACUCCUCCAGCCGGCCCCCGUCCGGCGAGACUCAGUACUCCGCCCGCCUGGGUAGCCGUAGCAACAGCGUGGUCGCCUCGCGUCGCGGCCCCAGCGGACCUUUUUUCGCUAUCCUCAGCUGCUACUCCCUGCGCUCGCGGUCCUCCUACCUCUCGUCCGAGGUUCCCCCGUCGCCCGUCUACAACAUGCCCUACACUUCCGUCACCCGCAACGGACCCAUCCAGCGCGUCGAAAAGGCCCCUCUUAUUAAGUCCAACAGCUGGAGCACGCCACAGUCCUCCAUCAAGUUCCACCACCAGCCCAGCUACCCCCAGAGGCACUCAGACAUGUGCGGCCCCCUCCGAAAGCCCCUCUCGCCCCUCUACGAUGACCCCACCACACCCGGCGGGUACCCCCCGCAGGGGAGCCAUGUUAAUCCGGCGCAGUCUUCCUGGCACAGCUCAUCGGAGAAGCAGUGUCCACCCAUGCUGCCCGCAAACUUCCGCCUGCGCACUCCGCCCAUGGGCCGGAGGACCAGGGGCAGCCUGGCCCCGGAGCAGGACGCGGGGGUCAGCCAGUGGGGGUCCGAGCAGCAUGUUGAGGCCGUCUCCAGACUCAAGAUGCUGCCAGUGCCCAACACAGUGCCCGAGCACAGCAGCCUGACACAGCGAACGUUUACAUCCUGCGCUACCAUGGAGACCCAGCAGAUCUCAUACGGCUACUCCCCAGAUGAGAACUGCUACCUUGAGCCUGCCGAGCCGGACGACCAGGAGCUGGACUAUGAUAACAUUUGGGAAUAUAACUGCCACAACGUAAUGAUUCAGCCCCGGUCUGGAAUUCUGCCACAUCGGACAGUGAUGGACUUUGGUGCCCCGGGCCUCAGCACUGCCAUGGCAACACAGGCGGCGAGAUGGUCGUAAUAAAAGCAACAAUGGGGGCAGACUCCCGCCUGGACUUGCGCUGCAUAGCAGACUAAUCCCAGCCGGCCAGGGCGUCCACUCUGUCAAAGCACCAGCGUCCGGCUGCAAAGGGCCCACGGUCCCCUAUCUCUCUCCAGACCCCUAUCCAAACGGCAGUCUGUCAGUGCCAGCACAUGUUCACAGCUCGAGCCCAUCUUUCAAACUCUGUGUCAUGUUUAUGAUAGGAACACCUCAAGGCUGUACGUAGACAUGGGCGCCACUGUACUAAAAAUGAUUUUGCCGUAGCCUACUUCAACAGGUGUUGAUCAUGUAAAUACUCAUCCUAAGCGCUUCAGAUGUUCUUUUUAUUCUCAGUGGCAUUUGUUUGUUGUAUUUUUUGUCAGGGGUUAUUGCUGAUAUUCUUACAUUUUGUAAAGAUGUUUAUUUAUAAAUAUAAGUAUGCUGAGGCUUUUGUUAUUUGAUUAUGUAUUACGAAUUUGUAGACCCAGACAGACCCCACUGAUGUCCUCUUCUUAUCAGUCAAGAUAGCAUUCCUUUACAGGAUAUAAAAGUUAGCUAUUUUGUGUUUACAAGACAUUGUGACUGCCUAUCAAAAACUGUAGCAUUUUGAAUUUGUAACUCUAUCAUAAUUAUGUUGCGUGGGUUGCUACGUUUGUUUUAAGUUUGUUGUGUUCUGUAUUUAUUUUUAAUAAAAUUUUGUUUAAAGUA
Alosa alosa (allis shad) is the source of this 3203-nucleotide messenger RNA. It is a transcript of the gene plekhn1, whose product is annotated as pleckstrin homology domain containing, family N member 1. Gene Ontology annotation, molecular function: phosphatidylinositol phosphate binding; cardiolipin binding; phosphatidic acid binding. NCBI's taxonomy places the organism in Eukaryota, Metazoa, Chordata, Actinopteri, Clupeiformes, Clupeidae. The record is from RefSeq and is a predicted model, not a curated record. Gene Ontology annotation, cellular component: cytoskeleton; mitochondrial membrane. Gene Ontology annotation, biological process: positive regulation of apoptotic process; response to hypoxia; 3'-UTR-mediated mRNA destabilization.